Messenger RNA from Vicia villosa (hairy vetch), 1742 nucleotides. Its product is annotated as sulfate transporter 3.1-like. Gene Ontology annotation, cellular component: membrane. The transcript is spliced from 7 exons. The record is from RefSeq and is a predicted model, not a curated record. Bases 511 to 1146 code for a protein of 211 amino acids. Gene Ontology annotation, biological process: transmembrane transport. Lineage: Eukaryota; Viridiplantae; Streptophyta; Magnoliopsida; Fabales; Fabaceae.
AAGGUAAAUACCACAUCCCUCUUAUCUCCUAAAACCAAAACCCUAUCUUCCACCUUCACCCUCCCUCUCAAACUCAAUCGCCUCCACCCAAAACCCUUCAGAUUCUCUUUAUCCCCAAAAUGCAGUGGUGACGUAAUUCUGGUCGGGGAAGCGUGUCCGGCGGCGUGCUCGAUUGGUAGAGGAACAAUUGUCGAGACAAAGAGACGCGUGGAUCUUGGCAUGGUGGACUCACAGUAGCAACGUUUCCGGUUGUUCUCGCGUGUUUUGUAGCAGGAACUAUGGCUAGUUCUCGCUUUCUGGUUGCGGCUCUCGCUACUGUACAAAGAUGCAACAAUAAAUCUUCUAUCAUUAUUCCUUAGAAAAAAUAUCGCAGCCUGAAAGAGCAUGAAACAUCACAUUGAAGUAUCCAUGGAGUUAUUAAUACAGGUUCAAGUGAUGGAACAGUCUGUGUCUGGGAAGUUGAAACAGGCCAAUAUUUGAGACGGUGGGAGGUUGGCGAAGUUGUGAGCUAUGUUGCAUGGAAUCCUCUGUCCGAUUUUCAUAUUUUGGCAGUCUCUACGCCCGUUUUCGCGUUUCGCUGUGAAUUACAAUGAUGGUUGCAAAACUGCAGCAUCAAACAUUGUAAUGUCAAUAGCAGUGAUGUUGACAUUAUUAUUCCUAACACCUUUGUUCCAUUACACUCCUCUAGUGGUGUUAUCCGCCAUAAUCGUAUCUGCAAUUCUUGGACUCAUAGAUUAUCAAGCCGCAAUCCAUUUGUGGAAAAUCGAUAAAUUUGAUUUUCUAGUAUGUUUCAGUGCAUAUGUUGGAGUUUUCUUUGGCAAUGUCGAAAUUGGCUUAGUACUAGCAGUUACAUUAUCUAUACUUAGAGUACUUUUAUUUGUGGCAAGGCCUAGAACAUUUGUGUUAGGAAACAUUCCAAAUUCAUCAGCAUACAUAAAUGUAGAACAUUAUUCAAAUGCACAUCAUGUUCAUGGAAUACUAAUUCUUGAAAUUGAUGCGCCGAUUUACUUUGCGAAUGCAAGCUAUUUAAGAGAGAGGAUUACAAGGUGGAUUGAUGAAGAGGAAGAGAAAUUCAAAGGUGCGGGAAGUACUAGUUUGCAGUACGUUAUAGUGGAUAUGACAGGUAAAAUCGUGAUUAAAAAGUGAUUAAGAGAUUAAUUAACAAUCUGGUUAAAAGAUUUUGAGUUUAACUUGAAGUUUAUUUUGAUUCACAACUGUUGCGAACAUUGAUACAAGUGGAAUAAGCAUGCUUGAAGAGUUCAAGAAGACCCUCGAUAGAAAAGGACUACAACUCGUUUUGGUCAAUCCCGGAAGCGAGGUGACAAAGAAGCUGAACAAAUCAAAGUUCCUAGAUGAAAUAGGACAUAAAUGGGUUUAUGUGACAGUUGAAGAGGCUGUUGGAGUAUGCAGUAGCUUCAUGCUUCAUACACAAAAGGCUAACCCUAAAGAUGAAUCAGAAGGUUUGAAUAGUGUGUGAGAAGAAGCAUUGUUUAUUAUAGAGUUUAUCUUAGCUACUAAUUGCUACUAUAUGUGGCAUGUUAGUUUCUGAAUCAUGCUACAAAAUAUAUAGUGAGGCAUAGAGAGUGCUAGAGUAUUAUAAAUUAAUAAGUUUCUCAAAUUUGCAUCUUGAGUUGGAAGAAUGUUUCCAACAUAGGCUGUUGAAUAUUUAUGUAUCCAUAUAAUAUGUUUUAAAUGGAAAGUAGUUGUUAUGAAAUUGAAAAUGUCGUUAGACGUUAUAACAA